This is a messenger RNA of Enhydra lutris kenyoni (northern sea otter), 969 nucleotides long. RefSeq names its product tetraspanin 16. The record is from RefSeq and is a predicted model, not a curated record. Lineage: Eukaryota; Metazoa; Chordata; Mammalia; Carnivora; Mustelidae.
AUGCCGCCGCGCGCACCGUCCCCGCUGUGGUCGCCGCCACCGCCGCCGCCUCCCUGUUCUGGGCUGCCCGGGCUGGGCGGGGCCGGGGCCGGAGGCGGGGCCCUUCCGGGUGUGCGGGGCGGCUCCGUGCUGCCCCUGCCGGCCGGAGGGGCGCGGGGACCCCGGGCCGCCUCCGCGCGCCCCUCGGGUCUGCGUCUGGCCAACGUGGAUGAAAUGCACACUCUGUAUUCUUCCCCGAAGAGACUGUUAUCUUUCUUCAAUGGCUUCAGAGUUAUGUCUGGUGUGAUCCUCAUUGGCCUGGGCAUCUAUGUCAAAUUCAGAGAGGCUGUCCUGGCAAAGGUCCUUGGGCUAUCCUCUGCAUAUCUCCUUAACACUGGCUGUCUGCGCCCGGCAGUGGGCUGCCUCACGGUGCUGCUUGGCUUUGUUGGCUGGUAUGGAGCAACCAGAGAAAAUAGAGGCACUCUCUUGUUUGUUCAAGAAAUGGCCUUGGAGCACAUCUUCGCGACCCUGAGGAAGAAUUACAGAGGUUACGAUGAGCCAGAUGACUGUUCCACAGAAUGGGACUUGGUCACGGAGAAGUGGAAGUGCCGUGGGGAGAAGAACUACACAGAUCUUUCCGUCUUCUCCUUUGAAAUGACAACUGGUGGUUACUCCUGCCCCAGGAGCCGUGGUAAAUCCAUCAGGACCACAGCGUGUGAUGGGCACAACGUGUCCACAGACAUCACCCACCAGGAGGGCUGUUCCCUCAAGGUCUAGACAAUAACCAAGACUCUGAGCUUCAGCUUGAGUGGGGGCUCACUGGAGGCAGCCGUGAUACAGCUGCCAGGAAUUCUUGCCACUUCACUGCUCUUUAUCAAACGAGGCUGCCAGAGGGCCGAGAAAGGUAUCGCCUUCCACGUCCCCAGGGAUGAACUCCGAGGACCCACCCUGCAGGAGGAAGACGAUGAAGCAUCUUCGACCAGCUGGUGA